AUGACCACCCUACGCUUACCACGUCCGUACUCCCGGCAUGAAGUUGUACCACCCUCGACGAUCGACUCGAGCUCGGACCUGCCCAUGUCGUCCCUCUCGCCGUCCCCCUCUCCCUCCCCCUUCCCCUCAGCAUCCACCUCGACCAUCCCAGCCACAGCAACCUCCCCUACGACCCUCGAAGCACGUCUCGCCGCUUCAGCCCGUCAACAACAACUCAAGCUGCACGCGCGCCUCAAACGAGCCGAACACAAGUCCCCCUUCGUGCCCAAGAAGCAUCAGCAAGCCGGCGGGAUCGCUUCGGUGUCGCACAAGGGCAAGGAAAAGGACCUGUCCGAUCUGCUCGAGCAUGAAUUGGCCGAGAUGCUGCGGGUCAAUGCGAGUUUGUUAGAGUCAAAGUGAGACUGAGCGUUUGGGCUUGCAUUUUCGGGGAAGCUAUGACUAAGUUCAUACAGUUCACCGCGCGCAGAUCGACCAUGUCGCUCUUGCCCGGGAGCAGUGACUCCAAGAUUCGCCAGCAACAAGACCGACUCGAAGCUCGACUGAAGGAAGUACAAGACAUCAACCGCAUCCGGGAAGACUUGCAAAAGACCAGACUCGAAGGCAAUGAGGACCAUGACGACGAUACCCUGCUUGACAUCGACGACGACCAAGUCACCGGCGCGGCGGGCGCAAAGGCCGAGGAGGACAUCAAGCCGAGAAUAGGAGCGGGACGCGUCGGCGAUCCCAGUUCUUCCCCUGCGCAUCCGACGGCAAUAGGAUUCAGUCCGCUCACCGUCAAACGAAGAUUGGCAUUACGUGCAGAGGUAAGUCAGCACACCACGGCUCCUAUCGCUUGCAUGCUAAACGGCUGACUCGCUUUUCGUUCGCCACAGCUCUCCUCCUCCCCACCUUCUUCACUAUGCGGCUCCAUCUCGCUUUCUGAAUCACUUCGUUUACAAGAACAAGCCGCAACUCGAGAACGUUUGGCGACCGAACGUCGAUUGCAAGAGUCGAAGCGCAAGGACGAGAUGAGGAACCAAAAAGUUGGCCACAGCUUGAAGGGGGCCUUCUUGAAAGGCGGUGCGGGACAAGGCGCAGCUUUUGCUAAUUUCAUGUGAGAAAGAGCCCAUGUUGUACAACUUUAUGAUACACCGUGGACUGAUGUGCAGCGUGGCAAGCUGCUCGCAGGUCUCACGCCGAUUCAGACGACGACGAACCGGACGAAGAAGACGACGACGACGAUCCGCUUCUCGACGCACAAGAGGAGAUGCUCAAGAUUCAACAGGGCCAACUCGAUGAAGAGGAGGAUCGCGAACUGAAUCCGUAUAGUCAUGCGUAUCAUAUGGGCCGAUCGAGGACAAUCGCGGAGGAGAAAGGCUUGGCGAAAGGAGCAGAUGUUGAUGCGGAUCCGAUUAUUGAUGUGGGGAUGCAGUUGUAG
Microbotryum saponariae is the source of this 1417-nucleotide messenger RNA. The record is from the annotation of a GenBank genome assembly. NCBI's taxonomy places the organism in Eukaryota, Fungi, Basidiomycota, Microbotryomycetes, Microbotryales, Microbotryaceae.